CCGACCCUGGAAGUCCUUCUACUCCAUCCACUUUAUAAAUUGAAUUCUACGACGGUCUGAUCCAUAUGCAAUAUCAAAGCUCCUACCUUCCUUUUUAAGGAUCUUUUCCAAGUUCAAGGCUUAUUAGCUUUUACCAAGAUGAACAAUCCCACGCAAGGAUCACAGCCUCUGUACCCCUCCUUAUCCUCCCCCACGGCUAAGGGAUCAGCAGAGUCUUCUCAUGAUCACCAAGCAUCAUUAUCCUCGUCUCCAGCCAAACAAGAAACACAACAACCUCAUGAACCGCCUCCAUCAUCCUCGUCUCCACCACUGUGCGAGGACAGCUCUCAGAAAUGGCCGGGGACUCACAUCAUGGGCCAACCUGCUGUUCCCACAUGCCAUCCAGACAACCAGAAGGCGGCUUUAUGGGGUGCCGGCGAUCAAGCUCAGUACCACCAUCACCCUUAUCUCCAGUUCAAUCCUAUUGACAAGUCAAGCAACAGUCCCAUGGAAUCCAUUCUCCACAAGUUCAACUCUUGGAGCAGCAAGGCCGAAUCUAUGGCCAACAACAUCUGGCAGAACCUCAGAACCAACUCCUCUGUUUCUGGGGCGGCAUGGGGGAAAAUGAAUUUGACCGCGAAAGCAAUCACAGGAGGUGGGUUUGAGUCGUUAUACAAGCAAACAUUCACAACUUAUCCAAAUGAGAAACUGAAGAAGACGUUCGCAUCUUAUUUAUCAACCUCAACCGGACCGGUUGCCGGAACUCUAUAUCUUUCCGAUGCUCAUGUAGCUUUCUGCAGCGACCGCCCAUUAUCAUUCACUGCACCGUCUGGACAGGAGACCUGGAGCUACUACAAGGUUAUGAUACCUUUGGGCAAGAUCGGCGCCAUCAAUCCUGUAGUCAUGAGGGAAAAUCCAUCAGAAAAAUACAUUCAGGUCAUUACAAUUGAUGGGCAUGAUUUUUGGUUCAUGGGUUUUGUCAAUUUUGACAAAGCAUCCAAGCAUCUCUCAGAAAGCAUCUCCAUUUUUGUAGCAUCUGGGAUAGCAGUAAAACCAGUGGUUGCAUAACAGAAGAGAAGAGUGAGUGACUAAUAUUGCUGGAUUCUUCACUUUCCUUCACUGCUGCAUGUGUGCCAAUGCAUGUGUCUUUGUCUAGAGGGAAGAUUUAUCUUCGCUACUAGUAGUACUAUUUUUUUUUUUUUUUUAAUUUUUUUUUGGCUUGUUUUAAUACAUUGGCAUCGUUUCAUUAGGUUGUAUUAAUAUAAAAAAAA
Messenger RNA from Juglans regia (Persian walnut), 1250 nucleotides. Its product is annotated as GEM-like protein 5. The record is from RefSeq and is a predicted model, not a curated record. Bases 139 to 1047 code for a protein of 302 amino acids. The transcript has 3 exons. Lineage: Eukaryota; Viridiplantae; Streptophyta; Magnoliopsida; Fagales; Juglandaceae.